GGCACAAGUGCCAUAGGUUGCCUACCCCUGUGCUAAUUCCUCUGGUGGCUGCCUGAGGAGGUAACCCUGGGGCUGGCGUUCCAGAAAGGGAGCGGAGUUGGCUGGGAGCGGGACGCUGCAGGAAGCAGGCUCACCAGAACCCCCUUGGAGGCCGUGAAGCUGUAGGACAAGGUGUGAGUGAAGGGGCUGGUUUGGCUCAGGCUUGGACCAUCCGCCAUAAGUCCCUUCAUCAUCACCACAUCUCCCACCUCUGCCUGUCCAGCCCAAGCUGGUGCCGCCUCCUCAGGGAGGGUCACAUCGACACAGGACCCACCGGGUGAGGAGCUGGGGCGAGGAUGCAGGAACAGUGCAGAGACUAGCGCAGAGUCAACGGGGACAUUCCUGAAGUGGGGAGAGGGACAUGGGUAUCCUCCACUGCACAGCGCUGACCCCACUGACUCUCCCUGCCCAGCUAUGAUCUUUCCUUGCCCCCUUGAAGCAGCUGUAUCAGGGGGGAGGGUGAGCCUGGAGCCCCCUUCCCAGACCUGGGAGCAGCUAGGGGAAGACAGGGAGUUCUGGGUUCCUUCUCCUGAUCGGGGAGCAGCGGAUGGAAGAACAUCUCUCACCUUGUCCUGGUGAAGCAGGACAGGAGGUGAGGGGGGUUGAGGGGGUGAGCACAGAUGGCUGCAUGUGUUCCCCCACCCUAACCCUAACCUUAAUCUCAGCCCUGGUGGCCCCAUUAAAAUAGGGUCAUGACCCACUUUGGGGUCCCAACCCACAUUUGAGAACCGCUGACCUAGAUGCAUCCACUCUCAAAGUUAGGUCGGCAUAGUGACAGAAAGAGGGGGUUUUUCACACCUCUGAGCAACAUAGUUAAGUCAACCUACAUUUUAAGUGUAGACUGGGCCUAAGCAACAGUCUGUGGUGCCACAAGGUGUGACUUCUGCUCCAUUUUUCUUGGGAUUCGUUUAGACAAGAUACAUUCUCUGAAGCCGCUGACUGGAAAGACGCCAUCUGGAGGGCACUAAGCUAGCCCAGACGCUGAAUGAAUUUGGUGAAAUAAGGCUUAAUAAUCUGUUACUUCUCUACCAACAGUAGCUCCUUAAGAUCAGAAGUGUCGGUUCAGUGUCUGGGGCUCUGAAUUUGGGGUGGGAAGUGAAAUGCACAGCCCUGGUCCAGGGCACAUUGUGCAGAGCAGCUCUGACAGAGGGGAGGGAGGGGGACUGCUCCAUGCAGUGUGCUCUGGAGAGCUUUUAGUUUCUUUUUUGGCUUAUCUCUGGGAACAAAUCAUUGCUGAGCUUCCUGUUUGCAUGCACAGAAGCAGUUUCCUGAGGCUGUGCUCUGUCUUCUGAGGAAGCAGCAUGGAGGAGACGGUGAGAGAUCGUCUGCUGGGAACCCUGGAAGACCCGGGAGAAGAGUUUGAGACAUUUAAAUCCUUCUUGCAAGUGAAAUUCAGUUGCAAGAAGGCUCUGGAAACAACCCCUGGAGCACUCUGCAGGUGGCAGACCCCAGAGACCUAACUGAUGAGCUGCUCCAUGGCUCCAAGGAGGACGAUGGGGUGGAGAUGACUAGGGAAGUGCUGAGGGCCAUAAGCCAGCAAGACCUGGCAGAGAGAUUGACAAAAACAACAGGAUCUGAGAGAAGGAGAGCACUCCAGGACCUCAUGUCCAAGCUGAAGAUGGACCAGCACGAAAGCACAAAGCUGGGGUUGAGGGAUCUUCAGGAAAUCAACCCAGAAAGUCUAAAAGACUGGACUCCUCAGGCAUUAGGGGAUUUACCGUGGCAUUUUCUGAGGAAGGUCAAGGCUCUGAAUGGGAUGGCCAGAAACGCAAACUUUUGGCAGGGAGCAACUGGUGACCAAGCCAGCAGUGAGGAGAAUGGUGGACAAGGUGACAGUGGCAAUAUUCUUCACCACAGCAACUCAGAUACCAGAGUUUCUCUGCACCCCCUCGACAUUCUCUGUGCUGUUCUGCUUUGCUCAGACAGUUUCCUACAGCAGGAGAUCCUGUCCAGAAUGUCCAUGUGCCAGUUUGCCCUCCCUCUGCUGCUACCCGCCCUCGACACCCCCAAGUGCACCCUUAUGCUGUGGGCCAUGAGGGACAUUGUGAGGAAGUGGAGGCCGCACUCCCUGGCAGAGAGUAGAGGGUUCAGAGAGGAGAGCCUGGUGCUCAAAGCAAUGCCAACAAUUUCCUUUGUGCAGCUGGGGAGCUGCAGCUUCUCCAAGUCCAAACUCCUCCAUAUGGUUCUCAGCCCCUCCCAGCAGCACCACGAUUUCUUCAUCCAUCGGGACAUGGAGUCUGGGAACAUCCCUCGGGAAAUGGCAGAUGGGCUGGUUGAGAUUUCCUGGUAUUUCCCUGGGGAGAAGGAUAGUUCAGAUCUUUUCCCAGAGCCCGUCACAGUUACAAACCUGCGCGGAGACAUUGAGUCGCACUGGCUGCAGUUCAGCUUUUUAACACAGGUCUCCUCAGCAUUGUUCAUAGUUACUGAGAGCAUCAGUGAGAGACAAUACGCGCUGUUAUCAUCCCUGCAGGGAUCAGCUACUAAAUACUACUUCAUCCUCAAUUACGAGUCUGGCAAACGGAGUGAAACUCAGGAAUUCCUUAAUAAAUUAGCCCCAAUGCUGAAACUGAACAAAUUCAAUGUGCUGGAGAAAAGCAACAGCACAAAUGAGACAGAAUGUAUAGAAAAUCUCCAGCGCAUGAUACGAAGCAUAAUGAACUCAGCAAAGAAUCCUGUGGCACCUUAUAGACUAACAGACAGAACUUUCAAAAAGGAACUGGGCUGUGACUUCAUCCUGGUGAUAGACACAGAAGGACUGAAAGCCCCUGAACUGGCCCUGCUGGAGGAUAAUUAUGAACACGACAAUGAGCUGGCCACACUGGUGAUUGGAUUGACUGAUGUGCCCAGAGAGAAGCCAGCCAUGCCCUUGCCCCCAUAG
Messenger RNA from Gopherus evgoodei (Goodes thornscrub tortoise), 2917 nucleotides. RefSeq names its product up-regulator of cell proliferation-like. NCBI's taxonomy places the organism in Eukaryota, Metazoa, Chordata, Testudines, Testudinidae. The transcript has 4 exons. Gene Ontology annotation, molecular function: GTP binding. The record is from RefSeq and is a predicted model, not a curated record. The coding region runs from base 1544 to 2917 and encodes 457 amino acids.